GACCGUUGUAGCCACUAGCUAGACACAAUUGUUAGGUACCUUCUUGGCUCAAUCUCCUCCAAACCUCUUCAACAUCUUCUCAAUCCUCAACCCGAAAGCAGGAUGUAUCGGCGGAUUUUUCAAAGCCGCGUCGGCAUGCGCUCGGCGCCUAAUCUUCUGAGACGGGCUCAACAUCGCAACAUAACCCCGGCUCCAGGACCCAACACCGGCCCGCUGAUGGAGCGGCGUGCCGACAGAGAGCUGCCUUCAAUCAAUGCCAAUAGACGCUGGCUAAAGACCCUUCCGAUUUUUGCGUUGGCCGUGGGGGCGGCGAUGCUUGGAAUUUUUAAUUACCAGAAAUCCUCAUCAAGUGUUGUCAGCAGUACCCUCUACGCUUUAAGAACGUCUUCUCGAGCCCGCGAAAUUCUUGGCGAUGAAAUCUACUUUGCCCAGAAAGUACCGUGGAUUAGUGGCGAGAUGAACCAAUUGCAUGGUCGAAUCGAUAUAUCAUUCUGGGUCAAGGGAACAAAGGGGCAGGGUAAAAUGAGGUUUCGCAGCAUAAGACCAGACCGGAUGAGCUUUGUAAGUCAACCCAGUAAGAAUAGUCGAAAGCUCUUAAACGCAAUUUUAUACGUGACCACCUUGGUUUUUAUUUUGCAAUGAUCGCCCAAGAGCAGUAUCUAUAACAGACUAGGCUAAUACUAUAUCUCAACUAAAAUAUAGUUUCGUACUGAGGAGUGGAGCCUAGAGACAGAGAAUGGAACUGUGGUGCAAUUGCUUAAUGAAGCUGAUGGUGACCCAUUCCACCAGAAGAGCUAAAAUAAUUGCAUGAUACCUGUGUAUAAAAUACAAAUU
This is a messenger RNA of Penicilliopsis zonata CBS 506.65, 834 nucleotides long. RefSeq lists its product as hypothetical. The transcript has a single exon. NCBI's taxonomy places the organism in Eukaryota, Fungi, Ascomycota, Eurotiomycetes, Eurotiales, Aspergillaceae. Gene Ontology annotation, cellular component: mitochondrial inner membrane. The record is from RefSeq and is a predicted model, not a curated record. Bases 103 to 642 code for a protein of 179 amino acids. Gene Ontology annotation, biological process: mitochondrial respiratory chain complex IV assembly.